Molecule: messenger RNA, 2919 nt
Organism: Yarrowia lipolytica CLIB122
Lineage: Eukaryota; Fungi; Ascomycota; Dipodascomycetes; Dipodascales
Biological process (GO): mitochondrial translation; isoleucyl-tRNA aminoacylation
Cellular component (GO): mitochondrion
Molecular function (GO): aminoacyl-tRNA deacylase activity; tRNA binding; isoleucine-tRNA ligase activity
Source: RefSeq, a predicted model, not a curated record
AUGUUGAGAGUCAGAAAAGUGGCCGGGUUGGUCGGAAAGACGCCCUCGCGGACAGUACUCUCGAUCACGUGCCGUUAUAACUCCACCGACAAUGCAGCUUCGGAAAAGUCGUACUCAGCGACCCUACUGCUUCCCAAAACCGACUUUCCUCCUCGACGGAAACCUGCUGCUCUGGAGGAGCUGCUGACACAGUCGCGAGACCAGCUGUACACGUGGAACGCAGCCAACAAGUCGCGUGAACCAUUUGUGCUCCACGAUGGCCCCCCUUACGCCAACGGGGCUCUGCAUGUGGGUCACGUCCUCAACAAGGUCACCAAGGACAUUAUCAACCGAUACCAGCUGAUCUCCGGCAAGCGAGUCGACUACGUGCCUGGCUGGGACUGCCACGGUCUCCCUAUUGAGCUCAAGGCGCUCGAGACACUCAGCAAGAAGCUCAAGACUGAUGCUGCAACUGUUCUGCCUGCUCAUACAAUCCGAGAAAUGGCUCGGAAGCACGCCACAGAUACCAUUGAGAGCCAGCGGAACGAAUUCCGAGGCCUGGGGAUCAUGGGCGACUGGGAGAACCCCUACUUGACCAUGUCGCAUGAGUUUGAGGUUGCGCAAUUGCGGAUCUUCCAGGAACUACUGACCCGUGGACGAAUGUACAGAAAGAUCAAGCCCGUCUACUGGGGAUGGGAGACCCGAACUGCUCUCGCUGAGGCCGAACUCGAAUACAACCCCAAGCACAAGUCUCAGGCUGUGUUUGUGGCCUUCCCUCUCAACGAAAAGUCCGACACCCUGGCUGAGGUCACCAAGGACUACCCUGAUCUGGCUAUUGUCAUCUGGACCACCACUCCCUGGACUCUGGUGGCUAACCGGGCUUGUUCCGUGCAUAAGGACGUUGAGUAUGCUGUCGUUCGUCAGACAUGUUCUGGUCGACAUCUCUUGGUUGGUAAAAAGUUGGUUGAGUCUCUUUCUGAGAAGCUGGGCGAGCUGGAGAUUGUCGGGGAUGGAAUCUUUGGUUCUGAACUAACUUCUUCCACCUAUACUAACCCCCUCACUGACACCCAUCACCCCAUUUACCACGCCGACUAUGUUUCCGACGAGAGUGGUACGGGAAUGGUUCAUUCUGCUCCUGGCCAUGGUCAGGACGAUUACCUGUUCUGCAUGGGCCAUGGCAUUGCCCCCUACUCUCCUGUCAAUGCUUCGGGUCACUACACUUCUGACCUUCCCGAAAAGCUGGCUGAUCUCGCUGGUAAGCAUGUUCUUGGUGAGGGCCAGAAGGCUGUAAUUGCGCUGGCAACCAAAAACAAGAUGCUGCUACAGAAGGAGUCUUACACGCAUAGUUAUCCCUACGACUGGCGAUCCAAGAAGCCCAUCAUCAUCAGAUCUACCCCUCAGUGGUUUGCCAAUGUUGAUGAUAUCAAGGAGGACACCAUCAAGGCUCUGGAUCAGGUUGAGUUUGUUCCCAAAAUUGGGGAAAAGCGACUCAAGGCUUUUGUCAAUGGACGAACCGAAUGGUGCAUCUCUCGACAGCGAUCUUGGGGUGUUCCCAUUCCAAUCGUCUACUCUAAGGAAUCUGGCGCACCUCUGGAGGACGUCGAGACAGUCUCCUAUGUGAUUGAUCGAAUCGCUGAGCUUGGAACUGACGCUUGGUUCGACGAGAAUGUUGGCGUGGAACAAUUCUUGCCCAAUAAAUUCAACGCUGAUGAUUAUGUCCGAGGCACUGAGACCAUGGACGUGUGGUUUGACUCUGGAAGUUCGUGGAAAUCAACUCUGGAGGCCCGAGGUAUCAAGCAGGCAGAUGUCUACUUUGAGGGCAGUGAUCAGCAUCGUGGCUGGUUCCAGUCGUCGCUGCUGACCAAGAUUAGUACUUCUUCGGAGGCGGUUCCCACUGCUCCCUACAAGUCUGUCAUCACUCACGGCUUCCUACUGGACGAGAAGGGAAACAAAAUGUCCAAGUCACUGGGCAAUGUGUUGCUCCCCUCUACCAUCAUCAACGGUGGUAAGGGCCUUCCUGCUCUUGGCAUUGACGGUAUUCGUCUGUGGGUGGCUCAAUCUGACUUCACCAACGAUGUAGCCAUUGGUCCUGUCAUUCUGAAGCAUGUCGGCGAGUUCACUCGAAAGCUCAGAACUACCUUUCGAUUCCUGCUCGGUAAUCUGGGAUACGGCAAACAGGUGGACUUGAACUACGCUGAUCUGCAUCUCGUCGACCGAAUCGCUCUCCAAGAUCUUCAUCAACUUGAGGUCACCUGCAAGGACUAUUAUUCCAAGCACCAGUUCAACCGAGUGUACCAGCAGAUUAGCCACCACAUGAACACUUGUCUGUCGUCUUUCUACUUUGACAUUGCCAAGGAGCGUCUCUACGUGAACGACGUUUCUUCCCAGAGUCGUCAGUCCGUCGCCUACGUGCUCUCUGAGGUUCUCAAGACCUACUUGGCUAUUUUGUCUCCUCUCACUCCUCUUCUGACUCAGGAGGUGCACAACUUUUCCGGAUUCGAGGGUAACAGUCCCUACGAGAACGGUUGGCACGAGACUGCCCCCGAGUGGACCUCCCCUGAGCUCCUCAAGGAUACUGCCACAGUCAAAGGUGCUCGAUCAAUUGUUCUGCAGGCGAUGGCUCAGGCCCGAGCCGAUAAGAAGAUUGGUACUUCUCUGGGCUGUGAUGUCGCUCUGACCAUCGAUGAGUCUUCGGAUGUCUACAAGCUGCUCAAGAAGCACGAAGGUGAGCUUGCCGAGCUCUUCAUCACCUCUGGUGUCUCUCUCAACACUGAAGUUCCCUCCGAAUGGAGCUACGCUGCUUCGGGCGAGGUUGAUGGCACUCUUGUCACUGCCACUGCCAAGACCCCAGCCGGUUGCAAGUGUCCGCGAUGCUGGCAGUUCACGGCCCCCGCCGAGGACAUUCUCUGCACUCGGUGUGACGAGGUGGUCAAGGAGUGA